Molecule: messenger RNA, 1055 nt
Organism: Brassica napus (rape)
Lineage: Eukaryota; Viridiplantae; Streptophyta; Magnoliopsida; Brassicales; Brassicaceae
Product: ADP-ribosylation factor 1-like 2
Exons: 7
Coding region: 201-779 (192 amino acids)
Biological process (GO): vesicle-mediated transport; intracellular protein transport
Cellular component (GO): cytoplasm
Molecular function (GO): GTP binding; GTPase activity
Source: RefSeq, a predicted model, not a curated record
GGACUAGUUCGUGAAGUCCUUUAGACCGAACGCGUAAAUCAUCAUUCCCUUGAAUCUCUCUCUCUCUCUCUCUGUAAAUUUCGUCACCGUCUCCUCCAAAUCUAUCUUCGUCGCCUUCAUCUGUCCUCCUCCUCUGCUUCCAUAACAAGAGGAAACACAAAAGACAAAAAAAAAAAAAAAAAAUUGGUAUAGAAGAAGCGAUGGGACAAGCAUUUCGUAAGCUAUUCGACACAUUCUUCGGCAAUCAAGAGAUGAGGGUGGUAAUGCUGGGGCUGGAUGCAGCUGGCAAAACUACUAUUCUCUACAAACUUCACAUUGGUGAAGUUCUCUCUACUGUUCCCACCAUUGGAUUCAACGUUGAGAAAGUUGAGUACAAGAAUGUGAUGUUCACGGUUUGGGAUGUUGGUGGCCAAGAGAAACUCAGACCUCUUUGGAGGCACUACUUCAACAACACUGAUGGACUUAUAUACGUGGUAGACUCUUUGGACCGAGAGAGGCUUGGGAAAGCAAAACAAGAAUUUCAGGAGAUCAUAAAAGACCCAUUCAUGCUCAACAGUAUCAUUCUCGUCUUUGCAAACAAACAAGACAUGAGAGGAGCCAUGUCACCGAGAGAAGUAUGUGAAGGGUUAGGCUUAUUUGAUCUCAAGAACAGGAAGUGGCACAUACAAGGAACUUGUGCUCUUCGCGGGGACGGGCUUUAUGAAGGCUUGGACUGGUUAUCAUCUACCCUUAAGGAUGUCAAAGCCGCUGGAUUCACCUCCGUUGGACCCUCCUUUUAACUCUUUUCACCUGGUUGUAAAGCAGUUAUCACACAAAAAUCAGAAUCUCUAAAUACUUUUGUUAGGGAAAGAAUCCUCCUCCUCUCAUGGUGCCAACAUUACAAUAUACUGAAUUUGACUACUUUUUUUUUCCAUUUUAUUUUGGAUCAUGCUGCCAUGAGAGCGCUUUCACUGUAUAUUCUUUUGAUGAAAUUUGUUUCAUCUCUAAACGUUCCCUUUUUGGGUCAUCUUUUGUCCGAUUGAAAUUUAGUUUAUAACAUUCUUUUGAAAUCAUUA